UAAACCAGCUGCAGAUACACCAACGGGGUGGGACCGAAACGGGGCUGGAUUGUGUGAAAACUGAAGAAAGUACACCAUUUGGUCCGCAAAGGAUUUGUUGAGACUGCGGGGUAUAUUAUGCACGAAGGCACUUUACUUCGUAUAUUAAAAGGAGCUGAAUGACCUGAGAGAGAGAGAGUUUGUCUCCCACCACUUGCCACAGCUCAGCCCCCCACCGUCUGCCAGGCUGCACAGCUCCACUAUGGCCUCGGGAACUAGUUUCCAGCCAGCCGACGCCAUGGCCUAGCCCAAGCUGUGCCUGUGACACCUCCCUCCUUUCCCCCCCCCUUCCUCUCCUCCUGCAAACCCUCCCCCACCAACCCACACUCCUCUUUCUCCUCCCCCUAUCGUCUCCCUCUCCCUCUUCCACCCUUCCUAUCUCUGUCUUUCUCUACAUGUGAGUGGACCUGUAUUCCUGUGAGUGACGACCCCCUUUGAGUCACAGAAGAUGAGUUUGCAGAAGCACACGCAGCUGGGCUCGGAGCGGGACCUGCAGUCCACGGCCUCCUCCAUCAGCCUGCCCUCGGUCAAGAAGGCGCCCAAGAAGCGGCGCCUGUCGCUGGGCUCCCUCUUUCGCCGGCGGCCCCGCUCCGGUGGCGCUGAGACCAAGCGGAAGCCGCGCGACCUGGCCCUGGUGGCCGCCGGCUGCGCCGCCUCGCUGGGCGGCCUGGAGGGCAUCGCCAGCAUCGAGAGCCUCCACUCGGACACCUUCCACCACCAUGACAAGGCCCUGGGGACCGGCCUGGGCCUGGGUCUAGGGCUGGGCCUUGGUCUGGGGGCCGCCUCUAGCUCCACAGGCGGCUCCCAUGCCUCCACCUCCUCGGCCCCGGCCGCGGCCGUCACAGCGGUGUCGUCAGGGUCCUCUUCGUCCUCCUCUUCAUCCUCCGCCGCCUCCUCGUCUUCGUCCUCGUCCAAGGGCGAGCAGUUGGAGUGCCCACUGUGCCUGCUGCGCCACUCGCGAGACAGCUUCCCGGACAUCAUGACAUGCGCGCAUCGCUCCUGCGCCGACUGCCUGCGCCAGUACCUGCGCAUCGAGAUCAGCGAGUCACGCGUCAACAUCUGCUGCCCUGAGUGCGCCGAGCGCUUCAACCCCAACGACAUCCGCGCCAUCCUGCAGGACCGCACGCUCAUGGACAAGUACGAGGAGUUCAUGCUGCGCAGGUGGCUGGUGGCCGACCCCGACUGCCGCUGGUGCCCCGCGCCCGACUGCGGGUAUGCCGUGAUUGCCUUCGGCUGUGCCAGCUGCCCCAAGAUCACGUGCGGGCGCGAGGGCUGCGGCACAGAGUUCUGCUACCACUGCAAGCAGCUGUGGCACCCCAACCAGACCUGCGAUGCCGCGCGCCAACAGCGGGCACAGAGCCUCAGGCUCCGCACCAUACGCUCCUCAUCGCUCACAUACAGCCAGGAGAGCGGAGCGGCAUCGGAUGACAUCAAGCCGUGUCCGCGCUGCGCCGCCUACAUCAUCAAGAUGAACGACGGCAGCUGUAAUCACAUGACCUGCGCCGUGUGCGGCUGCGAGUUCUGCUGGCUCUGCAUGAAGGAGAUCUCGGACCUGCACUACCUCAGUCCGUCGGGCUGCACGUUCUGGGGCAAGAAGCCGUGGAGCCGCAAGAAGAAGAUCCUGUGGCAGCUGGGCACGCUGGUGGGGGCGCCGGUCGGCAUCGCGCUCAUCGCUGGCAUCGCCAUCCCCGCUAUGAUCAUCGGCAUCCCCGUAUACGUGGGCCGCAAGAUCCAUAACCGCUACGAAGGGAAGGACAUCUCUCACCACAAGAGGAACCUGGUGAUCGCGGGGGGCGUGACCCUGUCUGUCAUCGUGUCACCAGUGGUGGCCGCCGUCACAGUCGGUAUUGGUGUGCCCAUCAUGUUGGCGUACGUGUACGGGGUGGUGCCCAUCUCGCUGUGCCGCAGUGGGGGCUGUGGCGUGUCGGCGGGUAACGGCAAAGGGGUCCGCAUCGAGUUUGAUGACGAGAAUGAGAUGAACGCGGGCACUGGCGCAGCCGCAACCGACACCACGUCGGUGGCAGACACGCGGCACAACCCCAGCCUGGGCGAGGGUAGCGUGGGUGGGCUGACGGGCAGCCUGAGUGCCAGCGGCAGCCACAUGGAGCGCAUCGGGGCCAUGCGGGACAACCUGAGCGAGACGGCCAGCACCACCGCCCUGGCAGGGGCCAGCAUCACCGGGAGCCUCUCCGGCAGCACCAUGGGCAACUGCUACAACAGGCUUGAGGUGCAGGCGGACGUGCAGAAAGAGCGCUGCAGCCUGAGUGGGGAGUCGGCCACGGUCAGCUUGGGGACAAUCAGUGACAACGCCAGCACCAAAGCCAUGGCCGGCAGCAUUCUCAACGCAUACACCCCCCUAGACAGGGAGGGCAGUAACACGGAGGUGCCGGUGGACACAGAGUCCAAAAAGCUUCAGCAGCAGACCAACACCACCCCCACCACCCCGACCCCCGGCCCCGACUGUGGCAACCACACCACCACCUCCUCCACCACACGCUGUGCCUGGACCUGUCAAUCAGCCACCACUAACCAAUUCCACUGCUCCUCCUCCUCCUCCUCCAAACACUGGGCCAAAGACUCCUCCUCCACAUCCUCCUCCUCCUCUUCCUCGUCCUCAUCAUCGGGGAAGAAGCAGAAAGGCAAGCUGAGGAAGAAGAGCGGAGGAGGUGGGAGUAAUCGAGGAGGAGGAGGUGGUGUGUCAGGCGGUCCGCAGGUGAGCGGUGAGUGUGGUGGUGGUGGUGGCGCGGAGGUGGACUCUGGUCUCCUGGAGCGUGGCAGUGUGCACUCCUGCCACUCCAGCGGGCCCGACUCGCCCUCGCUCAGCGGCUCCCUGCCCUCCGUGGCCGACUCCCACUGCAGCCAGCUGUCGGAGCUCAGCGCCGCCUCCGACACCCUCGACCCCAUCGCCGUCCCCGCCCUCUCCACCACCACCUCCGCCACCCCUCUGACCCCCAACGUGACCCCAAACGCCACCCCCACCACGGCCCCUGCUCACCACCACCCCCACCAUCCCCACCAUCACCAUCAUAAUAAUCAAACGCAACACAGUCAGACUCAGCACCACACUCACGGCAGGGCGGCUCCUGUAGUAGCCACCCAGCUGCAGCAGCAGCAGCACGGGCGCUUCGCCUCCGUCAGCCCCCUCCCCGAGGUGGAGAACGACCGGCUGGAGAGCUGCCCCCAGCAGAUUGUAGCCGCUGCCAUGGGGGCCUGUGUCUCCUCCACUGCUGCCGCUAGUAGUAGUAGUGGGGGUGUUGGUGUUGGAGGUGGCGUCCUUCCUGCAUCGCCUCGAUCCGCAGAGGCGUCCGCGCUGUGCCUGAUUGCGGAGGAGAAGGUGAGCAUGGUGGUGCAGUCGGCGGAGGGGCACGCAUGCAGUGUAGGAGAACAGCAGCAGCAGCAGGAGGAGGAAGAGAUGAAGAGACCAGGAGGAGGAGGAGAAGAAGGAGGUGUACAUUGUGGUGGGGGUGGUGGUGGCGGCAGUAGCAAUGCUGGAAGCCCCAGCACACAGCGCCACCCGCGGGCCACCAGGGGCAGCUGCAUACAGAGCGACCUCUGAGGCACAGCAGCAGCACCACCACCCGCUCAGCUCAGACCUGAAACAAUGUACCAGACAAAUGUACCCUUACAGACACACACAUCUACACACACACAUCUACACACACACACACACACACCACAAGUGCUGUAAAAAAAAAGAAACGAACUGAAGAGAACUACCCUUAACCCCCUUUUGCCUCACAUGUGCAGUCUCUCUCUCACACACACACACACACACACACACACACACACACACACACACACACACACACACACACACACAGAGUCAUGCAAGUCCCUCUCUGCACACCACACUGACAGCACUGCAGUGCCUCACUGAGCUUAAUGCCCCCAAAUCCAAGCCCACCUCUCCUCCACCACCACCUGCGGCAGAGGGGUGUAGCAGCAGCAGCAGCAGUAGAAGAUGGCUGGGCAUUUGUAGUCCCACUUCAUUCUCCACCCCCACCCCACUUCAUUCUCCACCCUGUGCUACAUCUUUACCAUAAUGCUGUGUUCACCUCCACCACUAUGCGCAGUCCUUAGUGGAAAAGCGUUUCUAAACAUGCGCUGUUGUCUGUGGUGCGUGGAUGUCCCUGGUUAAACCCAAAGGAAACUGGUCCAGAAGGCUGAGAGCUGGCUGUGAGUGCCCGAUGAAGCCAUGCUACCGUAGCAGACAGGCACCGGAGCCAGCCGACCGGACCGGACCGGACCGGACUGGACUACACUGACUGACUCACUCACUCAUGUGCUGGAGGUUUGGCCGUUUCCAGGCUGUUGCAUAGGGAACCACUGUGGCAGCACCACAGCUAAAAGCCUACUACACCUGAUCCUGCACUCAAAUACACACACACACACAGCUAUAUAAAACACAUGCAUACACACUUGCACACAUUCAUGCAAGGACCUUUUUUCAGCUCUCUCCCAAACAGGCUUCAUGUUAUCUGUCAUAGGGACCACGCAAUAAUUUUUUUCAUUUUGUUAUUAUGGAAAAAAUGUUCUUAUUUUUGAUUGUUGAAAAAACAAUUGCCCAUUUGUUUUUGUUGUUUUUUUUCCUUCCCCAUUUUUGUAAAUGAUUCUUUUUUGUGAAGUACGUUGCAUAAUCUCCUUAUUUAUUUUGUUUUUUUCCAUUUUUCUUUCCUUUUUUCUCCUUUAUUAUAUAUUUUUGUUAAUUAAGUUCGUUCCUCUUCAAGGUGCUUGAAAUGUGGCUAUGCACCAGUUGCUGAAAAGAAAAACACGAAAGAGACGUUGGGUCGCAAGAUGGUGCCCAGAAAGCAAGAAGUGGGACGGAACCAAGAUGAGAACUGGAUUCUCCCCCAGAAACCCACCCCCAUUGCCGCCUGGGACAGGAACCGAACUGGCUGCAUGCAGUCUGAGGUGAACUGUGUCGCCAUCUUGCCCCAGGCAGACUGGAUGGAGAAAUAAAGGGUUCACCUGUGUCUUUCAUAAGGCUUUCAGGGUUGUAGCACUGAGUCUCUUCAGUAGCCAGGCACAAACGCAAUGAUUUAAAAUGACGACCAAAAACGUGCCUGUUUCUCCGCCAUGCGCAAAAAAAAAUGGAAGGCGGUGAAACAAGGUCAUUAUUAUAGCUUAGCGCCUUGCCUACAAAGAACUCAAGUGAGUUUUUCUUUAUCUGAAAUUUCAUGGUGCCUUUUUGAAAUGUAACAUUUUGGGUUUUUUGUUUUCUUCAUCAAUCUGUUCUAAUUUGCUACAGUUUUAAGAAAACACUGAAGCUGAAUGUGUCUCUCUCUCACUAAUAAACGUUUGGAAACAGA
This is a messenger RNA of Engraulis encrasicolus (European anchovy), 5348 nucleotides long. Its product is annotated as E3 ubiquitin-protein ligase RNF19A-like. Bases 488 to 3595 code for a protein of 1035 amino acids. The transcript has 10 exons. Gene Ontology annotation, biological process: protein polyubiquitination; ubiquitin-dependent protein catabolic process; positive regulation of proteasomal ubiquitin-dependent protein catabolic process. Gene Ontology annotation, cellular component: ubiquitin ligase complex; cytoplasm. The record is from RefSeq and is a predicted model, not a curated record. Gene Ontology annotation, molecular function: ubiquitin conjugating enzyme binding; ubiquitin protein ligase activity; zinc ion binding. NCBI's taxonomy places the organism in Eukaryota, Metazoa, Chordata, Actinopteri, Clupeiformes, Engraulidae.